AACAGUGAAUUUAUGAGAGAUGAGACAAUGACCCAGGGCAUUGGAUAAAAGUUAGAUUAAAAUCUAAAAACUGGAUCGGCAUUAAGUGCUUAAUCAACUGAAAAUUAUGAUUUGGGCAACACUGAGAUAACAAUCAUGAGACAAAUGUGUGUCGUUGGUUUAGUUAUUAUUUUAGCAGAGUUGCAAUUAGGCUGGGGUUGGCACUGGUGCUAUGUAUGCACUGGGGUAGGAGAAGACAAGAUGUGUGAAGAGAGUCCACAAUCAGUUACAGUUGGUCCAAAAGCCAUCAACUGUACGAAUAACUUCUGCACAGCAAUCAAAGUGACUCACAGAGAUAAUAGAGCAACUCACUCAAUAGCAAGACUCUGUGAGAAUGAGGAUAGAGGGAACUGGUGUUAUUACGACAAACGCUAUAUAACUUGUUACGUUACAUGUGCCACAAGUUUCUGUAAUGAUGUCAAUCCUAAAUAUAUGAAUAUGCCAAAGAAAACAGAUCCAGUCCAAACUACUCCAUACUACAAGAAAUCCCCUUCUGGUGAACGUGUUGCAGAUAACGUAUGGGUACCUGAUUCUAAAGGCAAUUCUAAAAAUCAACAUAAUGAUAAACUCUGGGACAAUGAUAUCAUGGUUGAUAAUAACUAUGGACCAACUAGUGAUGCAUUUGUAGAUGUUGAAAAGGAAAAUGGGACCUCGAUUACGCGUAAUGCUGCAAUAUCUCUUGACUCAAAAGGCGGAAACAUCGAGACAUUUGCAUAUAUUAUUUUGUACAUUGCUAUUGUAGUUAAGCUUAUGAUUGCAUAACUUGUAUAUAGUGC
Messenger RNA from Owenia fusiformis, 815 nucleotides. The record is from the annotation of a GenBank genome assembly. Lineage: Eukaryota; Metazoa; Annelida; Polychaeta; Sabellida; Oweniidae.